GAUAACACAUUUUACAUAUUUAUCACUAGGAUUAUAAAAGACCUCAGAGACAAUAGAAGGCCAGAAUCAGAUAAUGUGGAGUGGUGUCCUAAGACUGAAAAGUUUUCCAUUGAAACAUAUAUUUAUCUUUAUAAUGUUAAAAUAAGCAGAAAAUUACAGUUUUCUCAAAAUCAGGUCCAGUCACUAGGGUGACCAGGUUCCUGUGCUGGACGUUUCCAGGUUGAUGCCUGAUGACACAAUGGGCACCAGUAACAUCACAAAGUGUAAGAUGUCACAAAGGCAGCUCCCUGACCAAUGAGGAGCAAGAGCAGGGGCAUGUAGUGGGGAAGGUUAACUGCUGGUAUCUUGAGAGACCUAAUCCAGCUGGAGAAGGAAGCAGAGCUGAUUGGAGCCAAACCCAGCCAACAUCAUGUCGGGGAAAAAAAUCCAGGCGAGCUCCUGUCAGACUCCAUCCCAUCUUAUAAGAAGUGAGCUAAAGUGUCCUUUGAGCUACGUGGACCGCCUCCUGCUUGAGGAUCAACAUACCCAAGGCUCGGAUUCAUCCAUAAAUCAUUUCCGCCUUACCAUGCUUGACCACCUUACUGACUACAUCCUAGAGAUGGUAGCCAAUGAGGCCAUCAAUAGCAAUAUGCACACCGUCCCACAAGAUGAUAGAGGCGUUGGCAGCAACAGACAGCCCCCCCAAAACUUGAAGAAUGUGAACUUCACUCUGCUUGAUGAGAUGCCUGGACCCAGGAGAAGUGGCUAAAGACUGGGUCCCAGAGCCUGGAGGGAGUCCUCACAGCCGUAGUCUUAGACAAAGCUUCUCAUAGCUGAGGAAUCGUUGGCCUCUGUCAUCAGUAAAUAAACGAGUUCAAUCUA
Molecule: messenger RNA, 861 nt
Organism: Acinonyx jubatus (cheetah)
Lineage: Eukaryota; Metazoa; Chordata; Mammalia; Carnivora; Felidae
Product: huntingtin-interacting protein M
Exons: 1
Coding region: 410-748 (112 amino acids)
Molecular function (GO): protein heterodimerization activity
Source: RefSeq, a predicted model, not a curated record